Messenger RNA from Andrographis paniculata, 1966 nucleotides. Its product is annotated as beclin-1-like protein. Gene Ontology annotation, cellular component: phosphatidylinositol 3-kinase complex, class III, type II; phosphatidylinositol 3-kinase complex, class III, type I; phagophore assembly site. Lineage: Eukaryota; Viridiplantae; Streptophyta; Magnoliopsida; Lamiales; Acanthaceae. Gene Ontology annotation, biological process: late endosome to vacuole transport; cellular response to nitrogen starvation; autophagy. The coding region runs from base 162 to 1670 and encodes 502 amino acids. The record is from RefSeq and is a predicted model, not a curated record. The transcript is spliced from 12 exons.
CGGCUUGAUCACCGUCGUCUUCCGCCAUCUUAGCCGUCGGAGUUCUUGUCUAUUGGCUUCGAUAAUCCACAGUGCCGCUGUCUUCGUCUUCCUCUCCACUGGCUUUACCUUUCUGGUCCAACAGUGAACGGUGCCAACUUCCGAUUGCCUUUUAAUAAACGAUGCCGUCCGACCCUAAUCUGCCGCGUUUCCUCUGCCAGAAUUGUCGCAAAGCCGUUUCCGUUUCCGGAGUUGAUCCUCACGCCGAUAGAUUUCUCGCCUCGGGGAUGCAAGGUUCUUCAAUCAAUGGAACUGCUAGUGUAGUUGGAUCAACACGGAUGGACAAUUCAUUUGUUGUGUUACCAAAACAAAGGAACCAUAAACUGGGAGCUUCUCAACAGCCUCGAGGUGUAGCUAUGCAAUCUGAGGCUUGUCAAUCGGGAAAGCCGAUGGACGAGUCUUUUAUUGUAUUACCUCCACCGGCUGCUUCGGUAUAUAAAAGUGAACCUAGAGUUGCUUACAGUGGGUGCAAUCAUCCAUCACCUGAGAGCGGGCCUAGCGACAUUCCCGCUCAACCACACAACUCGGACUUUCACUCUGCUAUAGGAGUCCUAAAUCGUGCAUUCAAUAUUGCUACUACUCAAACUGAGGUUGAGCAUCCUUUAUGUCUUGAGUGCAUACGAGUUUUGUCUAAUGAACUUGAUAAGGAAAUUGGAGAUGUGAAUAGGGACAUAGAAGCAUAUGAAGUUUGCCUUAAACGCUUUGAAGGGGAACCAAAAAAUGUACUGAGUGAAGCAGAGUUUCUUAAGGAAAAAUUGAAGAUAGAAGAAGAAGUGCAGAAACUUGAAGCAUCAAUUGCAGAAACAGAACAACAAUCUUCAGAAGUAACUGAAAAAUUUAAGGAACUAGAGUUAGAAUCUAGUCGUUUUGAAGAUUCAGAACAACGUUAUUGGCAGGAUUUCAAUAAUUACAAGUUUCAGUUGAGCUUGUUUCAGGAAGAAGGGGAUGCAAUUCUAGCCAAGAUUGAAGUCUCAAAAGCUCAAAUAGAGUUGUUGGAGAAAACUAAUGUGCUGUCUGAUGCUUUUCCUAUUCGGCAUGAUGGAGAGUUUGGAACUAUCAACAGCUUUCGUCUUGGAAGACUUCCUAAAGUUCAGGUUGAGUGGGAUGAAAUAAAUGCAGCCUGGGGCCAAGCUUGCCUCCUCCUCCAUACAAUGGCUCAAUACCAUUUCCGGCCAAAGUUCUCAUAUCGCAUUAAAAUUCUUCCCAUGGGGAGCUACCCUCGUAUAAUGGAUAGCGACAACAUUACCUAUGAGCUGUUUGGCCCUGCCAACAUAUUUUGGAGCACUCGCUAUGAUAAAGCUAUGACAUUAUAUUUGACCUGCCUCAAGGAGUUUGCAGAGUUUGCAAACUUGAAGGACAAAGAAAAGAACCUUCCUCCCGAUGACUGCUUCAAACUUCCAUACAAAAUAGAGAAUGACAAAGUCGAAAAUUACUCAAUCACACAGAGCUUCAAUAAACCAGAGAAUUGGACCAAAGCUCUCAAGUACACUCUCUGUAAUCUGAAAUGGAUACUCUACUGGUUUGUCGGGAACACAAACUUCCAGCCUCUCACCCCCGCUGCCUCUUCCCAUUCUGAAGCCACCGUCUCAAGCUCAGGUUCUGGCUCACUGUAUAACAGCAGACGCAACUGAUCCUAAGGAUAUUUCUGCUGAAAUGAGCACAACUGCCUGAGCCACUUACUCGAUCAGCAAAGCUGUUUCUCGAUGCAUGCAAUUCUUUAUAUGCUGUUUUUCCCAGUGGCUCUUCAAAGCAUUUCAACCUUGGAAGUAGAAGAGCAUGGUGGAUGAGGAUGGCACCUAGGCUCAGGUUAGUAUCUGAAGAGAUAUCAAUGUUUUUAUUUCCACAAUUUUUUCUUAAUGGGGAGUGGCUUUAGUCUAGUUUAGCCUGUGGAUAUGAACACUACACAUCAAUUGCCAAGCAAUUUGAA